UCGCACUUAAUUUGCCGCACACUAACAAGUUCUGGGGUUUGUCUCUUUAGGAAUUUAAUGACAUUAUUUUUUUUAUAUGAAUCCCCAGUCACUCUUUGCCUUUCACUGUGUAUGUGAGUGUGUGAGUGUGUGACAGACCGAGGGAGAGUGUGUGUCUGAACGAAAGCUAUACCUCUAUCAGUGUAGAAUAGCCUGCUGCUAGCGCUAGCCACUUACUGCAAUGGCCUCCGAUAGCGAUAGCAACAUGGAUAGAGAAAUGAUUCUGGCUGACUUUCAGGCUUGCACUGGUAUUGACAACAUUGCAGAGGCAAUCACCCUUUUAGAGCUUAACAACUGGGAUUUAGUGGCAGCCAUCAAUGGAGUUAUACCACAAGAAAACGGAAUCAUGCAAAGCCCGGCAGCGGCGACGGCGCCCAGUCCGGCCGCCCCUCCGUCGUCCUCGUCCGCGUCGUCCUCGCCCCCAUCCUCCUCCUCGGCCUUCUGUCCCGUCGCGCCCACGCGGCACAUCGUGGAGCGCCAGCCUCGCAUGCUGAACUUCCGAGUGGACUACAGACAGCGUUCGGUGGAGGUGGUACUGGAGGAAGGCAGCGCAGUGGGUGAAAUCAAACAGAUCCUGGAGAACGAACUCCAGGUGCCCGUCUCCAAAAUGCAGUUAAAGGGCUGGAAAAGCAGUGAUGUAACUGACAGCACGAUUCUGCGGAGUUUACACUUGCCUAAAAACAACAGCCUGUAUGUACUUACACCAGACAUCCCUCCCACUGCCAGCAGCAGCCAGGCCAGCAGCACCCUGCAAGAGUCAUUAAAUCAGAACUUCCUGCUCGUCAUCAGCCACCGUGAAGCCCAAAGAGACUACAACCUCAACUUCCCUGGCAGCAAAACCAUUCAGGAGGUCAAGAGAAAUGUCUCAGAUCUGACAAACAUCCCAGUGCGACAUCAGCAGUGGGACGGCUGGCCUGCCUCCGCCUCAGACGACUCGAUGACUCUGGCGUCCUGUGGGAUCAGUUACCCCUGCCAUCACCUCAGCGUGUGCCGAAGAUCCUCCCCCGCCAACCCCCAGGAGCAGACCGAGGAGUGUACAGAUGUCCAUAUGAUAAGCGACAGUGAAGGCGAUGACUUUGAAGAUGCGUCAGAAUUUGGGGUUGACGAAUCUGAAAUAUUCGGAAUGGGAAGUUCGUCAGGUUGUCGAAAGUCCCCAAUGAUGCCAGAUAAUAGUGAAAAUGAGGGUGAUGCCUUAUUGCACUUUACUGCUGAAUUCUCAACAAGAUAUGGAGACUGCCAUCCGGUCUUUUUCAUUGGCUCCUUGGAGGCGGCGUCUCAAGAGGCCUUCUACGGCAAAGCGAGAGAUAGAAAGCUCCUGGCGAUCUACCUCCACAACGACGAGAGCGUUCUCAGCAACGUCUUCUGCUCCCAGAUGAUGUGCGCCGAGUCCAUAGUCUCCUAUCUGAGCCAAAACUUCAUUACGUGGGCCUGGGACGUCACUAAAGAAGCUAACAAAGCCAGACUACUCACAAUGUGCACAAGGCACUUUGGCAGUGUGGUUGCACAGACCAUUCGGACGUACAAGACCGAUCAGUUUCCCCUCUUACUAAUCGUCAUGGGAAAACGGACGUCAAAUGAAGUUUUAAAUGUCAUUCAAGGCAACACGACAGUGGAUGAGUUAAUGAUGAGACUAAUGGGGGCAAUGGAAAUCUUCACAGCUCAACAGCAAGAGGACAUCAAAGAUGAGGAUGAACGUGAAGCCAGAGAAAUGGUGAAGAGGGAACAGGACGAGGCCUACCGCUUGUCUUUAGAGGCCGACCGUAAAAAGAGAGAGGCCCAGGAGCGGGAAGAGGCUGAGCAGGUUCGUCUGGAGCAGAUGAGAAAAGAGCAGGAGGAAGAGAGAGAGGCUAUCCGUCUUUCGCUGGAACAGGCCCUGCCUCCAGAACCCAGCGAGGAAGAGGGAGAAAAAAUCAGCAAACUGCGGAUCCGGACGCCCAGCGGGGAGUUCCUGGAGCGCCGCUUCCUGGGCAGCUGCAAACUGCAGGUUCUCUUCGACUUCGUGGCCUCCAAAGGCUACCCGUCGGACGAGUACAAGCUGCUUACCACUUUCCCCCGCAGAAACAUAACCCAGCUAGACCCGUCAUGGACUCUACAGGAGGCCAAGUUGUUUCCUCAGGAGACUCUCUUCCUGGAAGCUAAGGAAUAAGACUGACUGUGUGCCAGAAGCCCUCGAACCCUAAGCAUGGUGUACACAGAGACUGCACACUCACACAUACACACGUACAUACACACACAUACACACACACGCACACACACACAUUCACACUGUGCAUUGUACAUGAAUAUUGAGUGUACGUUGUUUGCACUCUUAAGCUCUCAUAAGCACACAGCGUAACACACAUAAACUUCUCACGAGAUUUUGCGGUGUCAUGG
Chanos chanos (milkfish) is the source of this 2412-nucleotide messenger RNA. It is a transcript of the gene faf1, whose product is annotated as Fas (TNFRSF6) associated factor 1. Gene Ontology annotation, cellular component: nucleus; endoplasmic reticulum. Bases 221 to 2185 code for a protein of 654 amino acids. The record is from RefSeq and is a predicted model, not a curated record. Gene Ontology annotation, biological process: ERAD pathway. Gene Ontology annotation, molecular function: ubiquitin binding; NF-kappaB binding. The transcript has 19 exons. Lineage: Eukaryota; Metazoa; Chordata; Actinopteri; Gonorynchiformes; Chanidae.